This is a messenger RNA of Triticum dicoccoides, 2490 nucleotides long. Its product is annotated as DDT domain-containing protein DDB_G0282237-like. The record is from RefSeq and is a predicted model, not a curated record. NCBI's taxonomy places the organism in Eukaryota, Viridiplantae, Streptophyta, Magnoliopsida, Poales, Poaceae. Bases 281 to 2197 code for a protein of 638 amino acids. The transcript is spliced from 10 exons.
UCGCCGAGAGAGUGGAAGCCGCGGUGGCGCUCUUCCGUUCCCCCCUUCCUCAUUCGGCUUCUCAGCUCGAAAACGCGAGCGCCAAAAAUCCCCCGCGCCGCCAAAGCGGCGGUUGGGGUUCCGGCCUCCGCCUCCCCCGCGGCCCCGGCCCACGGUAGCCCCGCCGUCGCCUCGCAGAUCCCCGAGGACCCCCAGCCUCGCCGCCGGCCGUGUCGUAUCGGCGGACUCCCUGGUGUUGAACGAGUUGUUCCUUUUGUAGAGGUUGCAUUACAAGGACCAAAUGCCUCUCUUCAAGAGGACACCUUUCUUCUUACUGGACCCGCCAAAGGACUUGGAUCCCAAGGAGAAGGUGUUCCAAGUUCGAUUUACUAAGGAGAUAUUUCGAGAUUACCAGGAAUACCUGAAUAGGUUGAACCUUUACCGUAGAAGAGUUUGGACAUGUAAGGUGUCUGGAAAAUCCAAUUUAACCUAUGAGGAAGCUUUGGUCUCAGAGCAGCGCGCUGCAGAGAAGGCUCAACAGUUGCCAAGAGAGCUUAUGUCUCCUGUUCUCCAGAUGAUUCAAUACAGUACACUUAGCUUAACUGACCUUGUCAACAAGAUAUAUGGCAGUCUGCAAGAGAAUCUGUUUGAAGGAUUAGAAUUACAUGCUAAAAGAGAUGGUUUGGAGGCUGCUUGCAAGAUUCUGAAGGUUAUAGGUUCAGGUGAAACCACAAGCUAUGAGGUGGGCUGGAUUGGUCAAGACAAUGCAAUUACCAGCACUUCAGUUCUCAGAGCGGACGAUCUGAUUCGCAAGAAAGCGCCUUGUGGUCGUAAUAUGCUCAAGAUUUUUAUCAGGGAAUCAACAUCACAAAACUCUCCAUGGAUCGUACAUAUGAAUCUUGCGAAGAAAUAUGGCAUACCCACCGAGCCUCCAAAAGACAUGAUUAAUGGUGAAGGAUUGUCCAAAGCAAGGAAAAGACUAGCGAAUGGGACUGCAGAAGAUGCCAGCAAAAGGUCAAAGAAAGAUGAAGAGGAACAAGUAGUACCAGUUAAAUACCCAAUCGAUGAUCUUUUAGUAAAGCCGGUGGCAGAUGACCCUGUUUUGUCGAAGAGAUGCCCACCAUCCACAGAUUUCAAAGUCCCUAUAAGUUCUGUGGGAGAUCUCCUGAUGGUCUGGGAUUUCUGCAUGUCUUUUGGGAGGCUUUUAUGCUUGUCGCCGUUUUCCCUAUCAGAUCUGGAGAAUGCAAUUUGCCACAAAGAAACCAAUCUUGUUCUUCUUGUGGAAAUACAUACUGCACUUCUCAAUUUGCUUAUUAAUGAUGAAGGUGAAUAUUUUGAGUUUAUCCAGGACAAGAACAGAAAAUCAAAGGUAUCUUUAGUCACAUGGAAGGAGUAUCUAUGUGAUUUCAUGGAAAUGACAAGUAUCUCCAGUAACAUAUCAACAGUACGAAGGGGUCACUAUGGUCUUGUUCCCACUAGCCUGAAACUUGAAAUCCUACGGGAAUUGGUAGAUGAAGCCAUUGCAACUAUUGCUGUAAAAGAGAAAUUAGAUGAACGCAUUGAUCAGCAACAAGCACUUGCAGCAGAAAAAAGAGAGAUUGCUAGAAAGAAUAAGGAAGAGCAGAAGCUGAUCAUGGAAGUGGCAACAGAAAAGGAAAUGAAUCAGACAAAUGCUGUACAGGAUGGCAACGAGAAUGUUAAUGGCCAGCUUGUGGCAAAAGAAGGGAAGGAGAGGAAGAACACUCCCGCCAGCAAAAUGGGAGAUGCGAAAUUGCAUCUGGGGAGGCAUCUUGAGAAAGAACUACUGGACCAAUCAGUACGAACUAGUCCUCUUGGAAAAGACAGAUUCUAUAACAGGUAUUGGUUUUUUAAGCGUGAAGGAAGACUUUUUGUUGAAAGUGCAGAUUCCAAAGAGUGGGGGUACUAUAGCACCAAGGAAGAGCUUGAUGCGCUCAUUGGGUCUUUAAACAUUAAAGGCAUAAGGGAGAGAGCACUCAAACAACAGCUUGACAAGUUCUACAACAAGAUAAGUAUUGCUGUGGAGAAGAGAUUGAAGGAGGUGACACAUCAGUUGUUAGUUGAAGAGGCUGUAUUGCGGCGUUCUUCUCGUGUACAUGCUCAUCCAAAGGACAGCCCCUCUACGUCAUUCCUCGAGUAUGUCAACACAUGGAAGCCUAUUACGAAGAGAAACAAAUCAAAAGAAGAUCGAGCUACUUAGUUGAUAGAUGGAUAGGCUACUUUUUGUAUGGCCUAUUUGUUGUCUCAACUCUGGACCGUAGUAGGGGCUCAUUUCUUGCGCCAAAUUUUCGGAAACUAAGGCAGUCGAACUGGAGCUGCAUGUAAUUUGACCCCGGGUAGAGUCGAUGUUUUCUUUGUUUCUGUAGUUGGUACUGAAGUGGAGAUGCUGAAAACCAAUCGUUAGCUAGAAUCUGUUCUAUGUCGUGGAUUUGACAAUUUCCACGCUCUUUCACAAGUGCAAUUAUUAUCUAGGAGUAUGUCUUUGGUUUUCCA